CGCGCAUGCAACAGAAGGGGAAAAAACUCGACCGACAACGGUUGCUGGUGAAAGCCAACAACCGCCAACAACCGACAAAAUGGUGAAAAGGAAGGUCGCGGCGCUCGAAAAGGUCGAGGCCGACCUGGUCAAUCUGCAGUACAAGAUUCGGAGGGAUCCCAGGUCGUACGCUCAGGAAUUCCACGAUCAAUGGCUCGCAUACGAUGCGCAACGGCAGAUCUUCAUGUCCUCGCCCACCACCGCCUCGAGCGAAGAUGUCAAGAAGUUCCAUGAUCUCGUCGACCUGGUAGCCCACGUCGCCGACCUCUACCCCGACAUUACGGCCCCGUUCCCCGACCACCUCAAGGAACUCCUCAACCAGCACCAUGCGACGCUCGAUAAGGAACUGCGCGAAAAGGUGGUGGGCAGCUUGGUGCUGCUGCGGAGGAAGGAUGUGAUCGAUUCGACGAGUCUCCUGACUACUCUCUUUCCCAUUCUCAUCUCGACGCCGAGCAAGUCGCUGAGAUCACUGCUCUACACCAAGAUCAUCAGCGACCUGAGGGAGUCGAACUCAAAGGCGACAAACCACCGGCUUAAUCGGACCAUCCAGACCGUGCUGCACAACCUCGUCACGUCGGACCGCACCUCGACCAAGGGCAUGUGGGCUUGCCGGAUCACCCGCGAGCUGUGGCGCCGCCAGGUCUGGACCGACGCGCGCCCGUGCGAUGUCAUGAAGGAGGCGUGCCUCAGCGACAACGAGAAGGUUGUCGUCGGCGGAGUGAGGUUCUUCUUGGGCGGAGACAAGGAGCGCGAGGAGCUUGAGGACGAGUCCAGCGACGAGGACAUUGACAUCAAGAAGGUCAAGCACCAAGGGACCAUCAACAAGAAGACCAAGAAGCGCCAAAAGGCGUACGAGAAGGCCCUUGAGAAGAUCAAGAAGCAAGAGCGCAAGAAGCACGCGCCGCAUCCGUUGAACUUCUCGGCUCUGCAUCUCAUUCACGAUCCCCAAGGCUUCGCCGAGAAGUUGUUCCAAAAGCACCUUCAGAAUACCAAGAACAAGUUCUCGCUUGAGAACAGGCUGCUAAUCCUCCAGCUGGUGACCCGCCUGGUCGGGCUGCACAAGCUCAUCAUCAUCUCGCUUUACUCGUGGUUCAUGAAAUACCUGACGCCGAAGCAACUCAACGUCACCUCCUUCCUCGCCUCGCUGGCCCAGGCAACGCACAACCUGAUCCCGCCAGAUGUCAUCGAGCCCCUGGUGGUAAAGAUUGCCAACGAGUUCGUCUCGGAAGCAUCCGCGUCCGAAGUGGCCGCGGCGGGCAUCAACGCCAUCCGCGAGGUGGCCCUCCGUCAGCCGCUCUGCAUGAACGAGACCCUCCUGCAGGAUUUGGUCAUGUACCAGAAGAGCAAGGACAAGGGUGUCGUGAUGGCGGCAAAGGGUUUGCAAUCUCUGUACCGCGAGGUCUAUCCCGAGCUCCUGCAGAAGAAGUACCGCGGCAAGGAAGCCACCAUGAGCCUGCGUGCGGGAGAAGUUAAGCAGUUGAAGUUCGGCGAGGAAGAAGAGGGAGGUAUCGAGGGCAUCGAGCUGCUCGAGAGAUACAAAGAGGAGCAAAAGAGGAAAAAGCAGGAGGAGCGGGCUCUGAAGAACGGAGGGACCGACAACAAGGAGGACAGCGACGACUCGGACAGCGAGAGCUUCAAAUCGGAAGAGUGGGAGAUCGCCUCGACCGACAGCGAGUCCUCGGGCGGCUGGAUCGACGUCAGCAGCGAGUCGGAAGACGACGAGCCAGCCAAGAAGAGGCGGCGCAAGGACGACGAACAAGACACCGAAGAGGCCCCCGCCCUGGUCGACACCUCCACCGAAGCGGAGGCCGCGCAGGCCGAGAUCAACCGCAUCUCCAAGCUCGCCACCACCACCAUCCUGACCCCCGCCGACCUGGCCAAGCUGGAGGAGCUCCGGCGCGAGGCCAAGCUCGACAAGGCGCUCGGCCGGGCCUCGAAGCGCAAGAAGGAGCUCAUCGAGAAGCACAUCGAGGACGGGCUGACGGCCGACGACAUCGAGCUCCCCGCGCAGCUGGGCAAGAAGACGACCAAGGAGGAGCGGGUGGCGCUGGCGCGCGAGGGCAAGCCGGCCCGCGAGGAGCACAAGUCGACGCAGGCGAUCCGCCGGGCCAAGAAGGACGCCGAGGGCAAGAGCACGACCAACCGGGAGAAGGCGCGCAAGAAGAACUUCUUGAUGACGCUCGGGAAGGCCCGGGCCAAGAACAAGCGGAGCCUGGUCGAGGCGAGCAGGACCAUGAGGGCGCACAUUGCGCGGAGCAAGCGCGGAGGAAGGAGGAGGAACGGGGGUUGAUGGACGCAUCGGGGGCGUGCUCUUCUUCUACACAUCAUACCUGUUGGACAUGCUGGACUACUUGGGUGGACGGAACGGAGAUUUGGGAUGGUGCGCAUCACCAUCAUAGUGUAGGUCGUGUCCGUAACCACUAAACCUACGUUGGUUCACGGGAUCCUUGUCUCAUGCGGGUUGUAGUUGCGGAGUUGGAACAUUCGAGUUGUGUGUGGUUGCCGGCGAUCAUUGCCUAGUUCUCAGCAGAUGAAAUUGGUGGCUACGGGGGGUAUUCGACU
This is a messenger RNA of Thermothelomyces thermophilus ATCC 42464, 2601 nucleotides long. RefSeq lists its product as uncharacterized. The record is from RefSeq and is a predicted model, not a curated record. Bases 80 to 2329 code for a protein of 749 amino acids. Gene Ontology annotation, cellular component: nucleolus. Gene Ontology annotation, biological process: ribosomal large subunit biogenesis; ribosomal large subunit export from nucleus. The transcript has 3 exons. NCBI's taxonomy places the organism in Eukaryota, Fungi, Ascomycota, Sordariomycetes, Sordariales, Chaetomiaceae.